Poecilia latipinna (sailfin molly) is the source of this 1741-nucleotide messenger RNA. RefSeq names its product deoxyribonuclease-1-like. Gene Ontology annotation, molecular function: DNA binding; deoxyribonuclease I activity. Bases 601 to 1566 code for a protein of 321 amino acids. Gene Ontology annotation, cellular component: nucleus. The transcript has 10 exons. Gene Ontology annotation, biological process: DNA catabolic process. NCBI's taxonomy places the organism in Eukaryota, Metazoa, Chordata, Actinopteri, Cyprinodontiformes, Poeciliidae. The record is from RefSeq and is a predicted model, not a curated record.
CACAAAGGGGGAAAAGAGGAAGUGUUUGUUGUCUCUUAUGUCCUGAUGGAUCCGCAGCUGCUUCACUUCCUCUUUUUUUAUCUGCUCUCUCAUUCCUCUUUUAAAGCACCACUAAAUGAAAGAAACCAUGUUUUCACAAGAAACUGUAACUUCAAAUAAAGAACUUCUAAUGAGGAACUUUUCCUCAGAGCCUCAUGGGAAAAUCCCAGUAGCAAAGGGAAGAUUGGAAAAUAUUGUCAUUGAAAAGAACUUUGCUCCUCCUGGAAACUUACAAACUCCAAAUGCGGGGAUUUUGUGUAAUUUAAUCAAGCAGAAUAAUUUCUUCAGUCAUCCUGUGUUGAACUUUGAUCCCUCUGAUCUGUGAUACAGAAAAGUGCCAUGGCUCUAAAUGCCCGCACAGAAGCAGGAAACUUGUUCUUCAUUUGAUAAUAUAUGCUGCUGGGCGUGCAAAAGUUCACAUGCUUUGAGGUUGUGAGCAACAGAGACACUUCCUGUAUGUUUUCAGAGCUGCUCUGUUACUGCAGAGUGAAGCGUCUGUUUGAAGACACAUAACGCUGUGACACACUUCCAAAGUCAUCUGAUUUAUCUCCAAAGGUCAAAAUGAAAGUCGCAGCUUUUAAUGUGAGGAACUUGGGACAUCAGAAAGUCACAGACAAAAUGGUUUCCCAAUACCUCACUAAGAUAAUCUCUCAGUACAGCGUAAUUGUGAUACUCGAGGUGGUAGAUAAAAGCGGCAAAGCCAUGGAGAUGUUGCUUAAAAAACUCAAUUGUACUGCUGAUCAUCCAUAUGAAAUGGUCUGCAGCUCCAGUCUGGGCAGAAACACCUACAAGGAGCAGUUUGUUUGUUUCUACAGAGCAGAUGAGGUCAAGCUUACAGCUCAGUAUCAGUAUGAAGAUAAUCAGGCUGGGGAUGAAGAUGCCUUCGCAAGAGAGCCCUUCAUCCUGCGCUUUCACUGUCCCUCCACAGUUGUAAAAGACCUGGUCCUGAUUCCGGUCCACACCAAGCCAGAAGACUCAGAAAAGGAACUUGAUGAGCUUUACGAUGUGGUCAAAGCUGUCAGACGGAAGUGGAAAACCGAUAACAUCAUGAUAUUGGGGGACUUCAACGCAGAUGGUCGAUACCUUUCCAAGAAGAAGAAGAAAUCAAUCCGCAUCUCUUCUGAUCCCUUCCAUUGGUUGAUAGAUGACGAUGUUGACACCACGACUAGUAAUUAUAAUGACAAUACCUACGACAGGAUUGUGGUGUAUGGGGAAGAAAUGCUGGAUGCCAUUGUUCCUGACUCUGCAAAGUCCUUCAACUUUCAAGUGGAGUUUGGGCUGACAGAUGAAGAAGCUGGAAACAUCAGUGAUCAUUAUCCUGUGGAGGUGGAGCUGGAGACUGUCAAAAAAGCAGUAAAACCAAAGAAGAAGGCUUUACCGCAAACAACAAAAACUUCCCCUAAAAGAAAAGGUCCAAAGAAAGGAUCACAGAGUAGAACCAAGCCAUCAGAAUCCAAGACUUCAACGGCAAAAAAGAGAAAAGGACAAUCAGUUGCAUCCAAGACGCCAACAAAAAGGAGACGUUGAGCCACUUUAACCAAUCAUUACCAAACUCACCGAACUCAUUAUUUAUAGGCCUUUUUCUUGUCUAAAUUUUUAUGGAAACUCAAUGUCCAAUAAAGAAAACAAAUAUAAGUCGACAACUUAAUUCUCUGACUCUGAUGAAACUUGAUAUAAAAUAAAAAAAUAUUCAUAAAUCGAA